AUGGCAACUUCUCCGAAGGCAGUGCUGAAUGAGAUGCCUGUUGAAAUUGAACCACCGUUUCCUUUUUUCACUCCACGUCCUUUGAAGGAAAAUCUGAAUAAGCAAACAGCAAAUCUACUUGUUGUCAACACCACUCCUUUUAAACUUAUCUUCAAAAUUAUUCCUAAUAACAAAGACAUCAAUUAUAUUGUACGUCCCGUUGUUGGCUAUGUAACACCACACGGCUGUCGAUUCACUGCAGUGUCGAUGAGUGAGAAUCCAAGCCCAAAAAAGGAACAUGAUUUCACGUACAAAGUCGUGAUAUUACAAACAAAUGAAAGUUUUGGAAUAUCGGCUGAAGAGUUCUGGGAUAAAAAUCAACUUGAUACUGACACUCGUAGAGUUCAAGAGGCACAAUUCAUUUGUGUAGAACCGGAACAUGGCGCAACUCAUGAAUCAUAUCGUCGAGUGAUACCGAGCAUUUAUGAUAUAACUUCUGAGAAGUCACCAUCUGUUGAUUAUCUUAAAAGACUUAGACGUAACACAAAUCUGCUUGAUGGGCGUGCGGUGUUAUCUACGCCUGCAGUAGAUUCGCCUUCAUAUUCGAGGCGAAAAUCACGAUCAGGACGUACUGCUAGAACAGAUUCAGAUCGAUGCUUUUGUGUUUGCUGUGACCCAAAUAAUUAUUUUUGGCAAAGUGCUAAGGGGAUGCGCAGCUUUUUUUACGGAUUUCUGCUUUCAUUUGUUCUUUCUGGAUUUCUUUUCCUCCGAUGCAAGAGAUAA
This is a messenger RNA of Thelazia callipaeda (thelaziosis nematode), 762 nucleotides long. Lineage: Eukaryota; Metazoa; Nematoda; Chromadorea; Rhabditida; Thelaziidae. The record is from the annotation of a GenBank genome assembly.